Molecule: messenger RNA, 750 nt
Organism: Tribolium madens (black flour beetle)
Lineage: Eukaryota; Metazoa; Arthropoda; Insecta; Coleoptera; Tenebrionidae
Exons: 1
Coding region: 1-750 (249 amino acids)
Cellular component (GO): nucleus
Molecular function (GO): DNA binding
Source: RefSeq, a predicted model, not a curated record
AUGGGUAAACCGUGCCGAGGUAUCCGUGCUAAGCGGAGUGAAGAAGACAUGGAUGAGGCUUUACGACUUCUUAGACAAGGAAAGUCAGAGCGAUACGUUUCACAACAUUGCGGCAUCCCUCGUCGCACAUUGAGGAAUCAUAAGAAAUCUGGAAAAACUUCCAGGUCAUUAGGAAGACCACCGGUGCUAACUCCUCAACUAGAAAAUGAGUUGGAGAAGAAAAUUGUUCGAUUUGCAGAAAGAGGUUUUCCGUUAAUUCCAAAAUCUCUACGGAGAACUGUUUACUCUUUGGUAGAUCAACAGAAAAUUCCAAACAAAUUUAACAAAGACAAAAAAUUAGCAGGAAGAGAAUGGUACAGGUCAUUUUUGAAGCGCCAUAAGAAGCUGUCCCAAAGAAAAGCACAGUACAUGAAUCCCGCACGGGCUCAAAAACUUAAUAGACCCAUUGUAGAAGAUUAUUUCAGUAAAUUAGAAGCCCUGCUCAACAAGACAGGAUUGAAACAUAGCCCAGAGAAGCUGUAUAACAUGGACGAGAAAGGGUGUAGACUCACCCUGCAUCACCAGCAAAAGGUUAUUGCAAAAAAAGGAGCAAAACGGGUUCAUUUAGUUUCCCAGGAGCAUGCCGAAAAUGUAACUAUUGUAGCGUGCGGAAAUGCUAUGGGGCAUGUUAUCCCCCCGAUGAUUUUGUUCAAAGGCCAACGAAUGAAACCAACUUUUUCCGAUGGUCUCCUGGUUCUGUUGUCCACAUGA